Messenger RNA from Pelobates fuscus (common spadefoot toad), 4203 nucleotides. RefSeq names its product phosphorylase kinase regulatory subunit alpha 1 (gene PHKA1). Gene Ontology annotation, molecular function: calmodulin binding. The transcript is spliced from 34 exons. NCBI's taxonomy places the organism in Eukaryota, Metazoa, Chordata, Amphibia, Anura, Pelobatidae. The record is from RefSeq and is a predicted model, not a curated record. Gene Ontology annotation, biological process: glycogen metabolic process. Gene Ontology annotation, cellular component: phosphorylase kinase complex. Bases 100 to 3804 code for a protein of 1234 amino acids.
UUCAGUGUGCGAGAGCAGGAGAGAGCAGAGGGUGCAGGGAUACCCGGGAGGAAGUACAGGCUCACAGCUGGUGGAUUUAAGACCAGUUCACUGUGUAUAAUGAGGAGCCGGAGCAAUUCUGGUGUCCGCCUGGAUAGAUAUGCCAAACUUGUGCAGCAAACCAUCCUCUGUCAUCAGAAUGCAGUUACUGGACUGUUGCCAGCAAGUUGUGAAGAAAAAGAUGCCUGGGUCCGUGACAAUGUCUACACGGUACUGGCAGUGUGGGGUCUGGGCCUAGCAUACAGAAAAAAUGCUGAUCGAGAUGAAGACAAAGCAAAGGCAUAUGAGCUCGAGCAGAACGUCGUCAAGUUGAUGAGAGGUUUACUGCAAUGUAUGAUGAGACAGGUUUCGAAAGUGGAAGAAUUUAAGUAUAGCCAGGGCACAAAGGAUUGUCUCCAUGCCAAGUAUAACACAGGAACCUGUUCCACUGUGGUGGGAGAUGACGAGUGGGGUCACCUGCAGCUUGAUGCCACCUCCCUUUAUCUGCUCUUCUUGGCACAGAUGACUGCAUCUGGGCUCCAUAUAAUCUACACUCUAGAAGAAGUUACUUUUAUACAGAACUUGGUGUUUUAUAUUGAAGCAGCAUAUAAAACUGCGGAUUUUGGAAUGUGGGAGCGUGGUGACAAAACCAACCAGGGUAUCUCUGAACUUAAUGCCAGCUCUGUUGGAAUGGCUAAGGCAGCCCUUGAGGCAUUGGAUGAACUGAAUUUGUUUGGUGCUAAAGGAGGUCCUCAGUCUGUUAUCCAUGUCUUGUCUGAUGAGAUCCAGCACUGUCAGUCCAUAUUAAACUCCAUGCUACCCAGAGCCUCCUCCUCCAAGGAAAUAGAUGCAGGGGUUCUGUCCGUCAUCUCCUUUCCAGCCUUUGCUGUUGAGGAUCUACACCUGGUGCAGAUAACCAAACAAGAGAUCAUUGAUAAGCUGCAGGGUCGUUAUGGCUGUUGUAGAUUUCUCAGAGAUGGGUACCGGACUCCCAAAGAGGACCGUAGUAGAUUGUAUUAUGAACCUGCAGAGCUGAAGCUUUUUGAAAACAUUGAAUGUGAGUGGCCACUAUUCUGGACAUACUUUAUCCUAGAUGGGAUAUUCAGUGGCAACAAAGAGCAGGUUCAGGAAUACAGGGAUGCUCUUGAAGGUGUUCUAAUUAAAGGUAAACAUGGUGUACGAUUGGUUCCAGAAUUGUACAGUGUACCUGAAGACAAGGUGGAGGAAGAAUAUGAAAACCCACACACAGUGGACCGCGUACCUCAGGGGAAGUUGCCUCACAUGUGGGGCCAGUCUCUUUACAUUUUAGGCUGCCUGAUGUCAGAGGGUUUUCUGGCUCCUGGAGAGAUUGACCCACUGAAUAGAAGAUUUUCUACUGUUCCCAAGCCAGAUGUGGUUGUUCAAGUUUCCAUUCUGGCAGAGACUGAAGAGAUCAAGGAAGUCCUGAAGAAGCAUGGAUUUGAGGUGGAGACGGUGGCGGGUGUGUACCCCAUCCGAGUUCAGCCUGCAAAAAUUUUGAGUCACAUCUACGCUAGACUGGGUCGUAGUAGGAAGAUGUACCUCAGCGGCAGACCAUACAGAAAUAUGGGGGUUUUAGGAACCUCCAAACUAUACACGAUACGACAGAACAUAUUUGCUUUUACUCCUCAGUUCAUUGACCAGCAGCAGUUCUACCUGGCCUUGGAUAACCGGAUGAUAGUUGAGAUGUUGCGUACAGAUCUAUCCUACCUUUGUAGUCGCUGGAGAAUGACUGGACGCCCAACAAUUACCUUCCCAAUCUCCCAUACCAUGCUGGAUUCUAAUGGUAAAGACCUUGACCCAGCAGUACUUGCCACUCUUCGUAAACUCCAGGAUGGCUAUUUUGGAGGGGCCAGGAUUCAAACAGGUCGCCUGCAAGACUUCUUGACCACAUCGUGCUGCAAACAUCUGAGCUUCAUGGACCUCGGAGUGGAGGGUAAGCUGUGUGCCGGGUGGAGUAGCUACAACAAGGGCGAGCCAUUCAUUGUGCGGGAGCCGGAUUCACCCAUGCAUGUGGCCCCUACAGCCGAUGAUGAAGACACAGAAGAUGAAGUGGCUCAGUAUCUUAGCCAUUUGCUGGGCUCAUCCACACAGACUACCCCUGUCUCACAGCGUGGAGGACGACAUCGCUUCCGUGCAGCUAUUCACAGCGCUCGAGAUAUUAUAUCACUCCGCACCAAAGCCAAGGGACUUAAUGUGCAGAAUUUACAGAUGUAUCUACCAACCAAACUAUUUCAAGCCUCACAGCCAUCGUUUGAUUUGCUGAACAUAACUCCACCAGAAUUCACUGCAAGCAAGAUCUCGACUGCCUAUGCAGGGAUGUGUUUACCUCGAGAUUCAGAUGGGCAGGUGGAUUAUACAGCUCUUGUUGAUAUCCUUAGGGACAGCGCCAAUGUGCAAGAGCAAGCAGACAUACUGUACUUAUUGCAUACCAUAAAGGGAGCUGAUUGGGACACUCAGAUAUAUGGACAACCAGGUGUGACGGUUAAGGAGCUUCUCGUGGAAUUGUAUAAUAAAGUGGGGUCCUCACGGCAAUGGUCCUUAAUCCGCUUGAUUUCUGGCAUACUGAAAAAGAAGGUGGAAGCUCUAGAUGAGGCCUGCACAGACCUUCUGUCUCACCAGAAGCAACUAACAGUAGGAUUUCCCCCAGAGCCUCGGGAGAAGACCAUAACUGCGCCCCUCCCGUAUGAGAAACUCAUAUAUUUAAUUGAUGAAGCCAGUGAGAAAAACCUGAGCACGUCCAUUCUUACUCAGGAAAUAAUGGUGUACCUGGCCAUGUACAUGAGGACACAGCCUUCACUGUUUUCUGAGAUGUUCCGCUUGCGUAUUGGACUUAUCAUCCAGGUCAUGACGACAGAGCUCUCCCAUUCACUGCGCUGCUCUGCUGAAGAAGCCACAGAAAGUCUUAUGAAUCUAAGCCCAUCUGACAUGAAGAGUCUACUUCUCCACAUCCUGAGCGGGAAGGAAUUUGGUGUGGAGAGAAGUGUUCGACCCGUGGAUUCCAAUCCUUCUAUUUCCAUCCAUGGAUUGGAAGGUGUGGGGGCCACAAAGAGCGAGAGAGCUGGCAUCACACGACUGAAAAGUGAGAUAAAACUGCUGGAUAAACGUAGGAUGUCUCUGGCUCCUGAGUGCCAGGAUGUGGAUCCUUUCUCCAUGACGUCACUGAAACCUGGCGAUUCUUUAUCUGCUUCUGGUGAUCUCUCCACUUCAAGCAUAUCCGAUAGUGACAGUGGCUACGAUAGUCGUCAGGGGCAGUGGCUCCGUAGGAGGAGAUUGGAUGGGGCACUAAACAGAGUACCUGUUGGAUUCUAUCAGAAAGUAUGGACAAUCUUACAAAAGUGUCACGGAUUGUCCAUUGAAGGUUAUGUUCUUCCUUCUUCCAGCACACGUGAGAUGACACCUGGCGAAUUGAAAUUUUCUGCUCAUGUGGAAUCUGUCCUCAACCGUGUUCCCCAACCAGAAUAUCGUCAGCUUCUGGUGGAAGCUAUCUUGGUUUUAACAAUACUUGCUGAUGUGGACAUCCAGAGUGUAGGUGGUAUCAUCCACGUAGAACAGAUCGUGCACACUGCAAAUGAGUUGUUCUGUCAAGAGCAGAAGGCGCUUGGGGCAGAUGAUGGAAUGCUAGAAAUCGACCCUGGAACUGGAAUAUGCUGCUUGUUAUAUGACAGUGCCCCCAGUGGACGCUUUGGGACAAUGACUUACCUAUCUAAGUCGGUAGCCAUAACUUUGCAAGAAUCUCUCCCACAAAGUGGUUGCUCGAUGCAGUGACCUAGACAUGUACUGCUGUGCAUUAGCAAUAAAGCUAAUUGUAUCUUUGCACUGUGAUCACUUUAGUGAGGCAGCCUGUGUGAUCUAUCAUACUACGAAUGUAUUUGUGUAGCAUUUUGAAGAAGCAAUAGCAACCCAAGUGGGUUAACAGCUAUAGUUUUGGUUAAGGUAUCAGCUGUUUGGAACUUUGUGGUACAAGUCUGAUUGUGCAUGUAAACACUUUGUAAACAGUUCCAUGUACUACUAAUGUGAACCAAAAAUUAUUUCUCUUUAAAGGGACCCUAUAAACACUGUAACUAUUUCAUCUAAUUGGAUUGUUUAUAGUGCAGGAAGUCUCCUGGGGCUCUCCUUCCAUUCAGUGUUAAAACAUUUCAAGUAGUUUAACAUUGAAAAGAGGGU